Messenger RNA from Myripristis murdjan (pinecone soldierfish), 4724 nucleotides. RefSeq names its product limbic system associated membrane protein (gene lsamp). Bases 249 to 1262 code for a protein of 337 amino acids. The transcript is spliced from 8 exons. Lineage: Eukaryota; Metazoa; Chordata; Actinopteri; Holocentriformes; Holocentridae. The record is from RefSeq and is a predicted model, not a curated record.
GCUGGCUGUCCUUUUACGCGGAGAGCAUUACGCAUCAGUGGACUAUAGCGAGAGGACCUUUGCAGACCGCCUGUUUUCACCCCAAAGUCUUUAAGGAAGCCCCUAUUACCCCUCAUUCUGGACUGCUUUGGACCUAAAGGCAUCCCGCGUUUUCUUUUUUUUCAAGAAGUCCGGACAACUACUUUUCUCUUCCCCCUCCCCUACCCUUGGAUCUAUAGCUCCAGAGAGACGCACUCCUGUGCUUUAAAAUGCAGGUCGGACGCAAAUCGUGCUGGAGGCAAUUGCAGGCUUCUUUUUUCAGACUCCUGUGUCUUAUCCCCACAGGAUUCCCCGUCCGGAGUGUGGAUAUGCAGCGGGCCACGGACAACAUCACCAUCCGCCAGGGCGAUACAGCGGUUAUAAGGUGUUAUGUGGAUGACAAAGUGUCCAAGGUGGCCUGGCUCAAUCGAUCCAACAUCAUCUUUGCUGGCCAGGACAAGUGGUCCCUGGACCCCAGAGUAGACUUGGUCACUAAAGGACAGCUGGAGUACAGCCUGCGCAUACAGAAGGUGGACGUUUAUGACGAGGGGUCCUACACCUGCUCCAUACAAACCAAGCAGCAGCCCAAGACCUCGCAGGUCUACCUCAUUGUACAAGUUCCAGCCAACAUCUACAAAGUGUCAGAAGACAUCACAGUGAACGAGGGCAGCAACGUGACACUCAGCUGCUUGGCCAGUGGCAGGCCAGAUCCCGCCAUCACCUGGCGGCUGCUCAACCCCUCAGCGGAGCCAUUGGAUGGAGAGGAGUACCUGGACAUAUCAGGUAUCAUGCGAAACCAAGCAGGACGCUACGAAUGCAAAGCCAGCAACGACGUCGCCACGCCUGAUGUCAAAUAUGUCAACGUGGUCGUCAACUACCCGCCGACCAUAAAGAAAACCCAGAGCUCAGAGACUCAGGUGGGCCGCAUGGGGAUGCUGCAGUGUGAUGCCACCGCCGUGCCCACACCAGAGUUUGAAUGGUACAGAGAUGACAAGAGGCUGUCCAACGCCCAGGGCAUCAAUAUCCAAAUCCUUGGCACCACCACUAUCCUUAUGAUUGCCAAUGUCACCGAGGAGGAUUAUGGGAACUAUACCUGUGUGGCCUCGAACAGACUGGGCAUCCAGAACGCCAGCCUCUUCCUGUAUAGACCUGGCACAGGUCGAGAUAUCAAUGGCUCUGCCUGUGUAUCUCAAUCACUGUGGCUCCUGCUGGUCUGCUUCGCCUGCCUUUUCUUCAAGUGUUAAUACUGCCCUCCUCCUCCUCCUCCUCCUCCUCCUCGUCCUCCUCCUUCUCCACCUCCUGUGGCACCUGGCCUCCUUCCCUCCUUCCUUCCUCCUCCUCCUCUCCAACCAACCGACAUCCUUACUGCUACCUUAAUACCAACCGUCCCGCCCCCAGACUGUUUGCAUUAUGUUACAACAAAACCUAAUGUGCUCCAAGGCACUGCUUAGAGAUAUUAAGAAAAGUGAUGGGCUAUGAAUAAAAUGCUAAGUUUUAAGAACAACAACAAAAAAAAAAAUCAUAAUAAUAACAAAGAAAUGAAGGACAGAACAAGCAAACAGUGCUCUUUUUAAAGAAUUGCAUUGUUAUUUUUAAUUUGUAUGUAUUUCUUUUUUUCUGCUAAAUCCUGUCUUUGGGGUCUGGAUUGAGUUCGGGAUUUGUUGUUAUCUCGUCUUCAUGGGGUAUUGAAACAGAGACGCCCCGCUCAAAGGGAUGUCAGCAAUCCAACAAUCAUGUGUCUCGAGAAGUACUGAAGACAUGAGGUAUAUUUCCUCUUGCUCCCAUAGUUGCAUUACUAUAACUUAAAUUGUAUUGUUAGAUUUAACCAACCAUUUAACCAGUGCAUUAAUGAUCAACGAGCAAAGUAUCUGCCAAAUAUCAAUAAAAUAUAGAGAUUUGAAACUAACAUACAGGGGUCAAAGGGAACAUAUUGCAGCCGGCAAAGCCGGUAACUUUACUGAGAGAGAUUAGUGCUUGGUAUGCUUGUUAAUGUCUUUACUACCAUAACCUGAUGCUACUACAUGGAAACACAGACACUCAGCAUUAGCUACACUGUCAGAUAUCUCCUGAACCAAUGGCCUUGCUUUCUGGAUGCAGCAGAUUGCUGAUUGUUUGCUGUUGAGCCCAGAAAUCGAGGACGGCGGUGACUAGAAUAGAGCUGGUCCUAUCAAGUUAAACCAUUCAGACCCUAGGAAAUGAAUUCAUCUGCAGUUGGAUAUCUACAUCCUCAUUCAGUGGCUUGGCAACCACUCGCCUUUAUUCCAAAAGAAAUCCUCUUUCCUUUGCAGCAGGACUCUCUCACUUAGGAAUCCACAGUAGGUGAUAAUGAUAUGUACUGUACAUAGUCAAAAUUUUGUAUUUCCUUAUGAUAAGAUAACUUGUUCCGCCACUGUAACAAGCGGAAAUAGCGAAAUUUGUUGCAGUGUAAUGUUGCUUGUUUGAUAAACCAACCAACCAUACGGUGCAGUGGACUCUGCGCUAAAGCAGCCUGCACCGCGUUUAGCUACAUAUAUGUAAAACCACAUGAAGUGUUUGCUUUUUAGUUGAAGAGUUUUAGGCAUCAAAGAAAUACCACGAUGCUCCUAUACUGCUGGAAUUUGGAUAGAAAUGUAUGACACCAAUGAAUGACUUGCUUUUUAGUUUGUUUUUUUUCUCUUUCAAAAAGGUACGUGUGUUUUCAUAUGAGAUGAUACAGCAAAUUCAGAAUAUAUUGAGAGUGAUUUUAUUUCUGUUCCUUUUUUCUCUAUGUCUUUAUUUCAUUCAGUUUAAUUGUGUAUAUAUACUUGAAUCCAAUGUCCUUAUAUAUGAAAAGACAAAAUUAAUGUGUCCAUGUCUCUGAAUAGGUUAGUAAUUCGUUGGGGAUGAUUAACUUGUAGUAAAUUGGCAACCCUGCUCUAUCCUGUGAACGGAAGACCAUUAGAGAAUGUUUUUAAAAAAUGAUUUAGCGUAAAAAAAGAUUGUUUUUGUGAAGUUAUUGUACUUAACUUUGAAAUGACUGGCUUAUGUAACUUAUUAGGGAAUGGAACGUAACAUUCAGCUUGUCAUGAAAUGAAAGCUCUUCAGGACCUGGAAUGCAGUAUGAGAGCAAAAAAACGAACGCUGACAGCCCUCAAUUGUUCCAUCACAGCCAUUGAGCUGAUUGGCUCCUUUCAAUGUAAUACCAUUUUAUAUGACUACCCUAAGAGUCCUGGCAAAUCCUGUUUUUUCUUUUUUUUUUAACAAUCCUUCUCCAGUAGUUAGGCUGAUCAAUGACCUUGUCAAUUCUUUCAGCAUACAGCUCUGCGGUUAUUGCUUUUGUGAUGACCAAGCUGAAGAGAAUUGCUUAAACCAGUGAACUAUUGCUGCCUUUUUACCAUUUAUUCUGACCUAAGGUGACUAAUUCUGUGCGGAUUUCACCACCCAACCCAGUGCGUACAUGUCUCUGCUCUUCUAAUGACUAAGCUGAGACGAUGCAUUGCUGUACAUGUGUAAUUACUGUCAUCCUUGUCAUACAUUAAAGAUUUAUUCCCAGUGUUUUCAUUGUAACUGCUUCUGAGGCCAUGGCUGUGUGACAUUGUAGUGUUGAUGAUGCCACCUGAUCCAGUCUAAUUUCCAUGCGGGUGAAACACCGUUUGUAGUGCUGCACAGAGACUGAGCUAGGCCACGAUUCAAUCUGUAUUGAGGCAUAAACAAUCAUCAUAGUCUCUAUCAAUCACAACGCGCACUACAACGUCUAACAAUCACAGAUUUUUUUCACUCUAACAGCUGGAAGCAUCUCUGGAGAAAAUCAGAAGGCUGCUUCGUUUCACGCUUCUGCAAGCUUAAGUGUACUCUUGUUUUUGCUUUAAUUUUAGACAAUUGAACAGAAUCAACUCUAAUGUUGCCACGCCGAUGUGGGUUGCAGUGGUUGACACUUUUUUUGUACUACAUAAGCUUCUCUCCAGGCUAUUCCACCACUUAUAGCCACUGGCUAGUCCAUCCUUGACGAUGCUAGUUUAUCAGCAACAGUUAUCUUCUUACUGUAAUACGAAUUGAAUGGUAUGGAAGCUCUGGUGAUGGAGCUGUUCAUGAACAAUUUGCAUGAGAAUGGCCUGUGCUACAGUAUAAUGUCUAUUCCAGUUAGUCUACCUGUAUCACUGUGUGUCACAUUAAAACCUCAGGGCAGAGUGAGGCUGGCCUUGGGCAGUAAUUGACAGACUCUCAGUCAAACCAAAUGUGUUUACAGUGGAGUAAUAUCUACCAGACUACCAGAGCAAGGUCAGAUAGUAUUCACAAUUAUUUUAACCUGCUUGGAAUCGCUAAUGGGUGGAGUUUAUCGCAUCACCACCAUAGUCCAAGGUAAGUUUACAGCAGCUAAACUGACUUUGGAAUGCCUUCCUGUCAUUAUCUAAACUUCAUAGCAUUUAUUGCAUUGUGAUAAUGUGAGGCAAACCUCACCCAUAUGGGUGUCCAAGCAUGUCUGAGCAAAUUAAAAACAGCUGCUAUGGCAUGAGGUCUGCAGACCACCAAAAUAAAAGCUAUGGAGCUCUGUCCUAUAUCUAAAGCAGAGAGAAUCAAGGAGAACUGUCCAUCCUGUGCUUGUAGAAAGACCAACAGCCAGCCUAUGCACACAGCACCAAACCCCCGGUAGACAGAGCUGGACAUCUACUGCAGACUGUAGACACAGUUUCGUAGUUUACUAUUGAGCAUUGCCUCAAAAUAUUACCACUGCUUCAUCAUAAAAAAAA